GUUCACUUUGCUGGCUUCACCUUGUGCUGGGAGCUUUUGCCAUGAGCUUGGAGCUCUGACCUGAGCACAUGGUCCAGGCUUUCGGGGAGGGCGUUGCCAUAUAGCGGCAUCAUGGCCUCAGCAAACCCUGUGGAGAGACUGAAGGGUGAGACCUUGUGCCCCAUCUGCCUGGAGUGCUUCACUGAGCCAGUGAGCAUUGACUGUGGGCAUAACUUCUGCCAGGUCUGCAUCAGCCGAUACUGUGAGGCAUGUGAGGAGGAAAGCCCUUGUCGCCCCGUCCAGUGCCCCGUCUGCAAAGGGAAAUUCAAGAAGGACAACUUCCGGCCCAAUUGGCAGCUGGCCAACAUGUUAAAGUCCAUCCUGGAGCUGAGGGCCAUGAGAGGAGAGGAGUGGGCGGGGCCGUUCUGCCAGCAUCACCAAGAGCAGCUCAAGUUGUUCUGCGAGGAGGACGGGAAGGCCAUCUGCGUGGUGUGCCGGGAGUCCCAAGAGCACCGGGAACACAGGGUGGCACCCAUGGAGGAGGCUGCCCAAACAUACAGGACCAAAGUCCAGCAAGCCCUGACUCAGCUCAGGAAGGAGAUGGAAGCUGCCAAGCGGCUGGAGGCCAAGGAGAACAGGAAGAUCAAGGAAUGGCAGGAGAAAGUGCAGGUUCAGCGUCAGAUCAUCGUGUCAGAGUUCGAGAAGAUCCGCCAGUUCCUGACCGAGGAGGAGAAGCUGCUGCUAGAGAAGCUGGCAACAGAAGAGAAGGACUUUGUGCAGAGAGUACAGGCCAACCUAGCUGACCUCUCGGAGCAGAGCUCUGCCCUGGGCAAACUCAUCGCAGAGCUGGAGGAGAAGUGCCGGAAAUCAUCUGUGGAGCUGCUAGAGGGUGUGAGGCAUUCACUGAUCAGCGCUGAAACUAUCAAACUGCGGGAGCCAGAAGCUAUCUCCACUGAAGUGAAGAAUAAAUACAAAUUCCCUGAGCGUUGCCUAGAUAUGAAGAAAAUGCUACAGAGAUUCAAGACGGACGUGACUCUGGACCCCGAGACAGCCCACGCGUGCCUGGAGCUGUCCAAGGACCAUCGUGGCGUGCGGCUGGGGGAGCUGCAUCGGGCCGUCCCAUCCCACCCCAAGCGUUUCGACACGUACCGCUGUGUGCUGGGCGUGGCGGGGCUGCGGACGGGACGGCACUACUGGGAGGUGGAGGUGGAGGCGGGCGACAAGGCCUACUGGACGCUGGGUGUAGCACGGGGCUCGCUGCGCAGGAAGGGCUGGUUCAGCAUGGAGCAGGAGGAGGGCAUCUGGGCUGUGCGCCUCAUCAGGGGCCACUACCACGCCCACAACUGCCCCAAGACCAGCCUGUCCCCGAGCCGCAGCCCCCAGCUCCUGGGCAUCUUCCUGGACUGUGACAGCGGGAGCAUCACCUUCUAUGAGGCCGAGGGCAUGGAGCCCAUCUUCUCCUUUGCUGCCGGCACCCCCUUCUCCGAGCCGCUCUUCCCAUUCUUCUGGCUCAUGUGCCCCGGCACCAGACUCAGGGUUCAACCCACGGUGUGAGCGGGGGAAGCAGGCCUGACAGGCUGGGGAAUGGCACAGGGGUGGGCAGUGUCCCUGACAGGGCCUCUCGGUGGGACAGUGGCCCCUUCCCCAUCACACCAACACCCACCCCAAUCGUCCAGUAGCUGGGAACCACUCAAGACUGUUGGAGUUGGGGGGCUCCCUCACCCUAGCAGCAGCAGGGGUGGGGGGCAGGGAGAUGAGGUAUGCCAGCCAGCUCCGCUCCCCUUACCCAGCUCUCAGGGCCGGGGGGGGGCUGCCUCGGGUAAGCGUGUGUAUACACGCUCCCAUAGACCUCCCCCCCAGCCCUGUGUACCUCCCUUGCCUACCAACCCCCCUCCCCCACCCAGAUCUGAGACGAAGAGGGGCAGAGAUGGCAGGGCCGGGCCUGGUUGCUCAGUGGGAUGAGCUCACCCGCACUGGUCAGACCUCAGUCUGUGCCCGCAGGUGGGAUGGCCUCGCUCCCCCUCUCCCCAGGGAGCUCUCGCUCUGCUGGGUUGGUUUGGUCAGGACCUUUUUUUAGGAUAAACUGAAUGUAAAGAUGAGGCAGGUUGUCAGUUACUGACCUCUCCACUCCACCCCCGCCAGGUGUGUGCGUACGUCACGCCUACAGCAGCCCCGUGGGGCAGCACCAUCUUGUGAUUCAAACCCUUAGGCACUAACACGGGAGUUAUUCAGAACCCAGAGCUCAUCGUCUUCCUAACUAAGGACAGUUUGGGGAGAAACCCACCCUAAAUCCCCCAUAUUGUCUUCACUGCUGGGUGCUGCAUUCCAGGACGUGACUCCAAAACUAGACUGUGGGGCCAUCCGGGCAGGGACAAUGUCUGGGAUCACAGGAGGGAUCCAUCAAGAGCCCAUUACUAUUACUGUGAAUCCAACCAGAAUUGGGGUCCUGUUGUGCAGGGCACUGCACAGACGCUGGCCCUGCCUGAGUCUGGCGAGAGCCUGAGACAAUUGCUCUGAGGGGAUGGGUUUCAUGCACUGUGCCCAGGAGGCUGAAUCCUGCUGUCCAAGGGCUCUGAUAAUCAGGGGUUAAAUCUAUGUGGCUCAGAGUCUUCUGGGAAUUAGAGACCCCUAGAAAAAUUUUGAUGACAUUUGAUUUUUCAGUUUUUAGCAUUUUUUAAAAACCAACCGCCUAGAUUUUAUGUUUGGAGUCAGGGGGCUUAUUUCCCCACUUUGUUCCAGGUUUCCCUCUUAGGGUUUGUUUGCUCUUACAGUGCUCAACCCUCAUCGGAUAAGCUUGCCUUGCGGGGAGCUAGCAUGGACCACCUUUGCGCCCCUCUGCCUCCUCCACCCUUUAGUCCCCCCCAUAGCCUCACUGCCUCCAUCCAACAUCCCUCCGCCCCACGCUCCUGUGCUCCAUACCCCUUCAUCCCCCUGCCCCCUCCUCUGCCUCCUAACUCUUCAUGCCUCUGCCCCCUCCUCCUCAGCCCCCAACUCUGUCCCAUAGCCCCUUUCUACCCUUCAUCCUUCUGCGCCUUUCUGCCCUGCACCUCCUGUGCCCCUCCACCGUGUGCCCUGUGCCCUGCACCCUAUGCCCCUCCACCCAUUCCCACACAGCAAUUACUGGGGAACAAGCCCCCCCGGGGCAAGAUUCCCAGAACAGUGUUGCUCCUGGGAGCAUUAGGCACUGUGGGAAAACCUGCCCACAUCCUCCUGGGGCAUGAUGGGAGGCAAGGGCUGAACUCCCACAAUUCACUCCUGCCAUGAGUAUGGCUGAGGAGUUUUGUGUGCGGGGUGUGUGUGUGUGUCCGCAGUGCCCCCUGUUGGGUCUUUGCUCCUAGCAUCACUGGUGUGUGUGUGUGUGUGGGGGGGAUGCCUGCGCACUCCAUUGGUCCAUAGGGUUUUAGGCAAGAAGGAAGCACAAGUCCGACUGUGCAGACAGACAGUGUGACGGCUGUACGUUUGGGGCAACCACUGUGUCAGAAUAAACUGGAUUCUGCAGCCACAAAAGCUGGUCUCAGUCCAGUGAGUGGAGGAAGCACCUCCACCCCCGCAGGGGAAAGGCCCCAUGUCACAUUCCCUGCCCCCAAGACAGACAGACAGCUCCUCCCAAACUCUGCCUUCCCCAAUAGCUGCAGUCCUUCACUGCAGUCCCCCCGGCACUGCCAGGCUGGGUUGUUAUUGUUUAUUUAUGUGGGGCCUAUAGGCCAGGUGCCCAUUGUGCUGGGCGCCGCACAAACACAGAACAAAGAG
Messenger RNA from Caretta caretta (loggerhead turtle), 3729 nucleotides. RefSeq names its product E3 ubiquitin-protein ligase TRIM58. NCBI's taxonomy places the organism in Eukaryota, Metazoa, Chordata, Testudines, Cheloniidae. The record is from RefSeq and is a predicted model, not a curated record. Gene Ontology annotation, molecular function: zinc ion binding; protein binding.